GGUGACCGAGUGAGUGAGAGAGCGAGUGAGUGUUUGUGUGUGGAAAGGUCGCUUCUACGCCGCACGGAAGCAUGUCAUCAUCUCAGAACGAGUAGUUAUGACCGCGCGAUCGCGGCCUGCGGCGAUCAGCCAAGGGAGUCACUUGCACUCUUGUAAAGCAUCCUUAUAACACCUCACUUUCCACCCCAUCACCAGAAAUACGUCAGGAGCAGGAAGACGCCAGUCGGCAAAAGGACACUCUAGUUCACAUCGUCCCUCACUCACCCAGACGCCGAACGUAUGCCAACCUGCCGCGUUACAACGAAGGAUCGAACCUAUCGAACCAUCCCAGUGCACCCUCUCGACUCAACUCAUACUUCCCAUACAUAACGCACUCAACGAGUUACCACCAUGGACGGUCUUCCAGCAGCGGGACAAAUCGACAUGAGCGAAGUGGCGGAUCUCCUCUUAGGCGACGAGCCGCACGAUCCGUCGGAGGGCGAUCUGGAGGUGCAGGAGCUCGAGCAGCGCAUGUGGAAGGACCGCCUCAAGCUGCGCCACAUUAAGGACGCGUCCGCCGCGGCGGCGGCGGGCGCGGGAGUGGGGGCGGGCGGGGCUUCGUCCGGCGAGAAUGGGGAGUUUGGGGGGCUGAAGUGCCGGCCGGAUUGGGGCGUGGAGGACGAGGAGGAGGAGGACGAGGAGCAACAGCCGCAGAAGCACAGACCGACUCAGUCUCAGCAAGAUGCGGCGCGGCGGAAGAAGAUGUCGCGCGCGCACGACGGAAUUCUCAAGUACAUGCUCAAGCUCAUGGACGCGUGCAACGCGCAGGGCUUCGUCUACGGCAUCAUUCCCGAGAAGGGCAAGCCCGUCGGGGGCUCCUCCGACAACCUCCGCAGCUGGUGGAAAGACGAGGUUCAAUUCGACCGCAGCGGGCCCGCGGCGGUUUCGAAGUAUAACGAGGAACAAGCGGCGGCGCAAGCGGGGAGAAUGAUGGUGAUGCAGAUGGAAGCUGCGGCGGCAGCGGGGGGGGCGGGGGUUGACGGGAGCGCUGGCGCGGGCGGGGUGGUGGUUGGGCCUGGCGGCGUGCCAUUGGUUGGGCCCGGUUCGAUUUCUACACCGCGUACACUACAAGAUCUGCAAGAUACAACUCUGGGUUCGCUUUUAUCCGCGUUAAUGCAGCACUGUGAUCCGCCACAAAGACGGUUCCCGUUGGAAAAGGGUGUACCCCCGCCGUGGUGGCCCACGGGGAACGAAGCGUGGUGGCCGCAGCUGGGGCUCCCGCGGGGCAGCGGAUCGCCCCCUUAUAAGAAGCCUCACGAUUUGAAAAAAGCGUGGAAGGUUGGUGUGCUGACCUCGGUGCUUCGUCAUAUGGCUCCGAACAUUGCCAAACCUCGGAAGCUGGUUCGGCAAAGCAAGUGUCUACAGGACAAGAUGACGGCUCGGGAGACCAGCAUAUGGCACAUGGUGCUCGAUAACGAGGAGGCUCUAUGCAAACAAGAGGCGGCUUCAAACGGAGCGGCGGGGAGUGAAGGUCCCGGUAAUUCCGCCGCGAUUCCCGCCCCGAACGGCGCCAGCGCUCUCCCGCACAGCAACAGCGUCAGCAGCGGAAUCAUGACGCUCGCCGGCAGCAACAACAACGGCCCUAACGGCGCCGGCAGCAGCGCUAGCGGCUUGCCGUCAUCUAUUCAGCGCGGGAACGGCCUCAAGAUUCUUCGCGCGUUUGCACACGAGAACGCCGGCAUCGCUAACGGCGCUGGGGGCACCCCUAACGGCGCCGGUCUCUUUCGAGCCGUUAAUUCUGACGGCCAACGGUCUGUGGACCGGCAUGCCGCCGACAAUGGCGCCACGGACCUGGCUCCCUUCUCCCUCUCCGCAUACGACGGCGGCGUUAACAGCGUUAGCAGCCCCGGCGGCAACGGCGGCGGCGGUGACGGCGGGGAUUGCGGCGGAAGCCCUAUGAGCGGGCAGCUUAAGCGCGCGUGCUCCGCGCUUGGCUCGUACGCCGCGAAUCUGAAUCGCUCCGCAUCCGGCGGCGGUAGUGACGCGCGCGCUGGCGGUGUGCCUGGCGGCGGAACCGGGAUUACUAUAAACGAGGAUGUGGGGUCGCCGUGGGGGAACGGGGAGGGGGCAGGGGGGAGUGUGGCGGCGGGGGGAGGCGGUGGAGGGAGGGACCUGGUUCCCGAGCACCGGAUUUUCAAGUGCCCGUACGAGGGCUGCCCGCGGCGCGAGUGGAAAAACGCGUUUGCUGACCGGAAUCUGAGGAACAUCCACCAAUUGCGGUGCCCAUUCCGACCCGGCGCCAAGGCGCAACAGCAGCAACAGCAACAGCAACAGCAGCAGCAACAGCAGGAGGGCGACACAACCCCCUCUCCCCCUCUCCCAAUUCAUGCUUUCGCUAAUCCUGGAAGUAGUGGCGGCGGCCACGCGGCUUCUGCUGCUGCUCCUGGCAGCUCAGGUGUUCCUUCAGGUGUCGGAAUUCCCUCCUGGGCCAUGGACCAUUCCUCCUCCCAACCCUCGCUCUCUUCCGUGCCUCACAUGAGCCUAGGCUCGGGGCUAGGCUCGCCACCUCAUGGCUCCGGACCUGCGGCUCCAGGUUCGGUUGCCGGACCUGGCCCGAUGGGUUGGAUGCAGCAGUGGCCUAUGCCUCACCACCACCAGCACGGCCAGUUCUCCAUGCCCAUGCAGCAUCCCGGAUCCUACGCUGCUACCACGUCAUCAUAUGCCGGCUACAACAUGAGCAUGGGGAUGGGCAUGGGAGGAUACCCCAUGGGCGUCACUCCCUACCCUGGUCCGGGGACAGGCUCGGCAGCAGGCUCGGGGAUGGGAGGUGCGGGUUUCAAUCAGCCGUUCAGUCACGGCCCUGCUUCCUUGGGGGUCAACUCCUCUUCCCCGUACGCCCCGUCUCAUCUUGCCACGUCAGCAGCAGGGGGUGGUGGUUACCCGUUCCUGCAGAUGAUGCCAAACAAUGCCGGCCAGCAGCAGCAGCAAAUGCUGCCCCCUUCGUUGUCUCUUGCCCGGGCAGGGUCGGUGAACAGUAGUGUGGAGGAGAGGGGGGGAGGAGGAGGAGUAGGAGUGGCGGAAGUAGGAGGGGAAGGAGGGGGGGGAGAAAGGGGAAUGAGUGAUUUGGUGGGUCGGGCAGUGUACGGUGGUGGUUCAGCUGGUUUCGGGCAGGAGCUUAAAGUUUCCUGUGCUGUGGAAGGCCAUGAAAGGAGUCGUGCGAGUGGCGGCGUGCAGGUGAAUUUCCUGCAUCAUGAGGGGAUGGAUGGCUCUGGGCUGCCCGGAAAAGAUGCACCAGGGCGACAGAACAGCAGUGGCGUCAUGUUUUCAAGUCAGGGAUGCAUGGUUAUGGGUCAAUCCCUGAUUGGCCGGUCCCAUCACAGUCUCGUCCCUAAAACGAGGUGUGACUCUAAGGGGGAUGACUCCAACGGGGACGAUUCUAGCACCAAGAGCUGGUCCCAGGAGGGCGGUAAGGAGAGCCCUUCGUUACAAGCACAUGACCAUGUGGACGGGGGGAGAGGGGGGAUGAUGCUCGGCGGGGGAGGUGGUGGAGGCGGGUGUGAGGAUGACUAUCGGCAUAUUGACUUUGGGAAUGACCCGCUCAAGGUGUUCGGAUACCUGGACGAGGACGGCCAUGCACACAUGCAUUAGACCUAUGCUGGACACGCGCACACACAUGCUGGACCAGAUGUGUGCAUGUAUGAGAAAGUGAGAGGAUCUGGUAGUACCCCCAGGAGAUGUACAGCUUCACUUAGUUUUCACUCCCAGAUCUGGUAGUACCCCCAGGAGCAGUGUUGCAGUGAAGCACAUGCUGCUGCGACUUGGCACCGCUAACAGUUUGCUUUUACAUGGCUUUUGUACCAGUAAAAUUUUUAAGUCAUGU
Molecule: messenger RNA, 3859 nt
Organism: Closterium sp. NIES-67
Lineage: Eukaryota; Viridiplantae; Streptophyta; Zygnematophyceae; Desmidiales; Closteriaceae
Source: the annotation of a GenBank genome assembly